Messenger RNA from Antechinus flavipes (yellow-footed antechinus), 2700 nucleotides. It is a transcript of the gene AGPAT1, whose product is annotated as 1-acylglycerol-3-phosphate O-acyltransferase 1. The transcript has 7 exons. Gene Ontology annotation, cellular component: endoplasmic reticulum; membrane. The coding region runs from base 317 to 1180 and encodes 287 amino acids. Gene Ontology annotation, biological process: phosphatidic acid biosynthetic process. Gene Ontology annotation, molecular function: 1-acylglycerol-3-phosphate O-acyltransferase activity. The record is from RefSeq and is a predicted model, not a curated record. NCBI's taxonomy places the organism in Eukaryota, Metazoa, Chordata, Mammalia, Dasyuromorphia, Dasyuridae.
CAAGCAGGCGUUGGGAGGGGGGGGGGGGACAGCAGCAGCAUCGGCGCCCCAGCCCUCCGAGGGAGAGACAGCAGUAAGGGAGGGAGGGAGAGAGCCGGGGGAACACCCUCCCUCCCACCAUUCUCACCACUAUGGGUCCGGCCCCCCACUCCCACAGCCCCUCCACCAGCCGGGGCUAGGAUACCCCUAAACCCUGAGGGCCCCUUGGCACCGACUCCCCAUCAGAGACAGAGACACAGCCGCCACCACCGCUGCCGCAGCCUGGCUGGGGAGGGGGCCAGCCCCCUAGGCCCCCUACCCCACUGAGGUGGCCAGCAUGGAGCUGUGGCCAGGGCCAUGGACAAUGCUGCUGUUCUUUCUAUUGCUACUUUUGCUGCUGGUGCCUGUACUCUGGGGUUACAGCACCAGUGCCAAGUACUUCUGCAAAAUGGCCUUCUACAACGGCUGGAUCCUUUUCCUGGCAGUGCUGGCCAUUCCUGUGUGUGCUCUUCGAGGACGAAACGUGGAGAACAUGAAGAUCCUUCGACUAAUGCUGCUGCACAUCAAGUACCUGUAUGGGAUCCGGCUGGAGGUUCGAGGGGCCCAUCACUUCCCCCCCUCCCAGCCCUAUGUUGUUGUCUCCAACCACCAAAGCUCCCUUGACCUACUAGGAAUGAUGGAGGUGCUCCCAGGUCGUUGUGUACCCAUUGCCAAGCGGGAACUGCUAUGGGCUGGGCCAGCAGGGCUAGCGUGCUGGUUGGCUGGAGUCAUCUUCAUUGACCGGAAACGGACUGGGGACGCAAUCAGUGUCAUGGCUGAAGCUGCGCAAACUCUGCUCAGCCAGAACGUCCGAGUUUGGGUUUUCCCUGAGGGUACCAGGAACCACAAUGGCUCUAUGCUUCCCUUCAAACGUGGCGCCUUCCACCUUGCUGUUCAGGCCCAGGUCCCUAUUAUUCCCAUUGUCAUGUCCUCCUAUAAAGACUUCUACUGCAAGAAAGAACGGCGCUUCACCUCAGGAACAUGUCAGGUACGGGUGCUUCCCCCUGUAGCCACAGAAGGGCUGACUCCAGACAACGUGCCGGACCUCGCUGACAGAAUCCGUCACUCCAUGCUCACAGUUUUUCGGGAGAUCUCUACUGAUGGCCGGGGAGGGGGUGACUAUCUAAAGAAACCUGGUGGGGCUGGUGAGGCUGGCCCUUGAGCCUUCCUCCUACCACUCCUCCACGUUCCCUCCCCAAGCCUAAUGGUCCCUGGACUGGGCCUGACUCCCUCUUCACUUCCCCCAUCCCAUUUCUCCUUUAUGGUACAGCCAAGCCACUCCUCCCAUAAUUCUCUACUCCGAAUCUUCAGCUUCCGAAGUGGACAUGGACAAAGCGCUUUUCUUCCACCCUUUUUCCUCUUUCUUCCCAAUCCCUUUCUGGAUUUUCCCGACUACACACUCCCUCUCAUCUUAUUUGUGGAACAUUCUGCUCCCCUCUCUGUCUCCUGAGUGGUAUGUUCCAUUAGGCAUGGACCAUUCCCACCCCAUAGUGGAAGAUCCCUCUUCUCCCCACCCAUGAUUUGUGUACUCAUCCGCCUCUAUGGAAGUGCUCUGUUCUUUCUCUUCUACCCCCUUCCCAACUCUCUGGAUGCAAAUGGACUUAUCCAACUCGGGGGCGCAGACUCGAGGAAGACCCCAGACGAGAGCUCCUCUUUGCACCCCUUACCCCAAUGAAUUUUUGUGGAGUCCUCUUUCCUAGGGACUUGUACCUUCCCCUUUUUCUUGGUACAGUCCAUUUUGCCGGCGAUACUCAUUUUCCACUGACACAAAGAAUUCCUUGUUCUUUCCCUUCUUCUCUUCCUUUUCCUUCUCCUCCUCCCUUUCGACUUGUGGGUGGCACACUCCAGAGAUAGUACACUCUUAAAAAUUCCCCUGGAGAAGCAGGAGACCAGCCCAACCCAGUCCUUUUCCAACACAGUCCUUAGGCCUUAGGCCCAGACCUUUGGGAAGGGUGGAGUUACAGGUGCUGCAUUAAUUUCUUACUCUAGGACGUUUGGUAGGAAGAGCUGAAAGCUGAUUAGAGGGAGCUGGAGUAGGUUUUAAUUUAUUUUUCUUUCCUUUGCUGCUGAGGAGCUGCCCUUCCCCCACCUCCCAUUGUCCAGAUUGGCAGCCAAAAGCUCUCAGUGUUAAAAGUCCAAAGGGAAAGGCUCGAGGCUGAUUAUAAAAAGGGGUAGAGGAGAAUCCCAGCCAAAUCUAGGCUUCCUUGCCUAGCAGCCAUUCCCAGCCUAGAAGAGGAUCCCAGCCUUAAGUAGCACAUCCCCAUUUGGGUGGGAGGGGAAAAGAGAAGCCCCAUUCUUGUUUUGGGGGAACUCAGUCCUGCUGAUGCCCUUUCCCCAACCUGAUGAGCAUUAAUGAGAGGGUGGGUGGGGAAAGAAGGACCAUUUGAUGGUCCUACUCUUUCCCCCACCCCAGGCCAGUGUGAUCUGGGGAGGUGAGGGGACUCCCUGACAUUUCUCCCAACUGGUUCUGCUUUUCCUCCCAAGGCCUCCGUAUUCCAGUAAUCUCCCCUAUCACGGGUACCAGGACUGCCCUUUCCUCCUUUCCAAAUACUCUCCUCUCCUACCUCAAGAGGGUGGGACUGGAGGGGAUGAAAGAGGCAGUCCAAGAGUUUGCUUGGCUCCGAUGGUUUUUAUUAUCUGGAUUAAUAGCGAAAUAUGGAGAAUAAAGGGAGAUGGAAGGAC